CAUGCACAUUUCCGUUGUAUGCAAAUUAUUAUUGUUGGUAGAUCACAAGGAGUUGUUGGGAGCUGCGCUGCCCUGAAUUUUUUUGCACCACUAAAAUGAAUACCCUUGCCCCGCGGGUGGCCGGGGCAAGGCCCACCUCCACCUUCAUUACUAGCGUGUGUAGAUGCCCAGUUAUAGCCGCAUCUCGUUCAAUUCCUCAUGGAUCAUCCAGUCGACCCGACUACACCUCAUCGGUGCUUGCCAGCCGAAUGGAGCCUAACAACAUACGGCGAUGCCCCGGGACAUUGGUCACCCGUGCAGCAGCAGCGGCAAUUGAGGAACAGGAGGAGGAAAUUGGUGCAAACGCAGCGGUAGAUGCUAUCGUUCGCUAUGCCCUUAACCUGGCGCGCGCGUCUGAGACAUACGAGGUGCACGCCUGGAUGUUGUUGCUGGGAAUUCUCAAGUACGAAAACUGCAGUGCGGCACAGAUCCUCAAAAAGCUGGGUCUUGAAGACCUAUACGGCGCAUGGAACGAGGUCCUCUGGGCUCUGAACGUCUGCGACGGUCUGAAGCCGCGCAGCUUCGUCACGGAGAUGAAGUUCUCCAACGGUGCGGCUUCGGUGCUUGCAGCAGCGUCAGAUUUCGCAAAGUGGCACGGCAAGAGCAAGAUGGGCUCGGAGGACAUGCUCAUGGCGCUUGCGGCCGGCAAGGUAUUUGAGGGUCUGUUCCCGGACCUCAACCUCAACUUUGAGCGCGUCCGCAAGGCAGUGGAGAAGCAUACAGGGCGGCGAUACGCGCUGCCAGGCGAGGAGCAGGAUGAGGAGCGAGGGCCGCUUAAGUCGGAGGACGACAUCUCCUUCUUGUAAGGACAGCUGCGCAUGGGCGGGUUGGCCAGUUGCUGUAGCGGGAGGGUUGAGGGACGCUCGGGGGGGGGGGCUGUUGAUUCCAGUUAAUUAGUUAUGAGCGGUCAGACGAAGCGGUUAGACGAAGAUGCUGGGUGACCCAGGGGUCACGAAGCGGCACAUGCCUGGGGGCAGUGGGCGUUCCUUUUUUUUCCGCGCAUACAAAUACGCAAUGCAGCUGCCACUGUCGCGGACGCCGGCCGAUUGUUGAGCGUAGACGUGCUGCUAAGGGCGCUGCUGUACCUGACCGGUGGCAUAGAGUAGGUGAGGCAGCAAGUGCGGGGGUUAGGGACGUUGUAUGGUUGUGACAACGCUGCGGAGGCACGUAUGGCGUGCCGCGCCGGUCAGGCACCGUUGCCUGCUGUGGUGAAGCGGUCGGGAGGUUUGAGGCAAUUUUAUAUAACAUAACAAAAAAGUUAGGGCAGUUACAUGGGCGUAAUGCAUUGCUGCGCGCUGUGGUGUGACGCUGUGGCGAUAUGGAUGUUAGUUACCGGGCAGAAGAGGAAGCCAACGAGUUGUUGUAGGUUGGUUGAGGCGUGAGACUCUCGCUGGGGACGAGGGCGCGAGGGGUCUCGCUGGACAAGGUUUUGGUGUGUUGGGGCAGGUUGAAGAUUCUGCUUACUGAACGGCUUGCCUGUUUGCCUGAGCAAUGGGACGGGGCUUUGGCAUGGAUGAUGCUCAAGACAAGAAGAGCCCGUGGAGGAUCGUCUUUAGUUGAGCCGUAGAUGUACCGGUGUAUGCUCAAGCCACAGGAAGGAACCGGCGACCUUCAGGGCUGCCUGGCACCACAACACGUCCGAGCUGUGUAACCAGAGGGAGGGAGUA
Messenger RNA from Astrephomene gubernaculifera, 1706 nucleotides. The record is from the annotation of a GenBank genome assembly. NCBI's taxonomy places the organism in Eukaryota, Viridiplantae, Chlorophyta, Chlorophyceae, Chlamydomonadales, Astrephomenaceae.